Messenger RNA from Rhagoletis pomonella (apple maggot), 639 nucleotides. RefSeq lists its product as uncharacterized. Lineage: Eukaryota; Metazoa; Arthropoda; Insecta; Diptera; Tephritidae. The record is from RefSeq and is a predicted model, not a curated record. The transcript has a single exon. Bases 1 to 639 code for a protein of 212 amino acids.
AUGGAUACUAAACUGGUAUCCUUCGACAUAAAAGAUCUAUACCCAUCGAUACCAAUAACGGAAACAAUAGAUAUCGUAUUCAAAAUACUGAUUGAAAAAACAGGAAACAGAGAAAUCGCCGUAGAGAUAACUAAUACACUCAGAACGACGUUGCAUCAAAAUUACUUCAAAUUUAACAACAACAUAUACAUGCAAACAAACGGGCUAGGCAUGGGCAACCCCACAUCGGCGAUCCUUAUGGAGGUAUUCAUGCAGAAUUUGGAAGAAAGGUACGUGGAGUAUCUUACAUCACAACUAGGAGCGACGUUCUACGCCAGAUACGUAGAUGACAUCAUAUGUCUUAUAACAAAGAAAAAUGAAGGACAGAUAUUGGAAUACCUUAACAAACAGCACAGCAAUAUAAAAUUCACAAUGGAACAAGAAAUGCAAGGAAAGCUAAAUUACUUAGAUCUGACGAUAAAAAUAAAUAAAAGCACCAGCAGUCUGCAAUAUGAAAUUUUUAGGAAGCCCACAGCCACAGAUACAAUAAUACAUAAUACAUCGAACCAUCCUCAUCAGCAUAAAAAAGCCGCCUUUAGACAGAUGAUCAAUAGAAUUGAGCGAAUACCACUAACAAAGAAGGAUACAACAAAGAACUAA